Rhinolophus ferrumequinum (greater horseshoe bat) is the source of this 3879-nucleotide messenger RNA. It is a transcript of the gene ANKRD24, whose product is annotated as ankyrin repeat domain 24. Lineage: Eukaryota; Metazoa; Chordata; Mammalia; Chiroptera; Rhinolophidae. The transcript is spliced from 22 exons. Gene Ontology annotation, molecular function: actin binding. The coding region runs from base 357 to 3653 and encodes 1098 amino acids. The record is from RefSeq and is a predicted model, not a curated record.
GGAACAGCAAGUGUAAAGGCUGAGAGGAGAGAAAGACGGUGGCUCAUUCCAGAAACUGAAAUCAGUCCGGUGACGAUAGGGAAGAACAUCGGUGUCUUCCCGCCAGAGCCGGUUGGCCAACAGGCAGCCCCGCUGCCAACCUGUCUCCUCCCUCGGCUCAUCCCCGGCCCCCUGGGGCAGCUGCCCGCUCAGAGGUGAUCGGGUGUCGGAGCUGAGCGCACAGAGCUGCUGGUACGAGCUGGUGGCCCAGCUGGGAGCAGGUAACCGGAGCCAGCAGUGAACACGGUGGCCUGGUGCUGGAGUCACUGGAGCUGCAGGAGGUGGCCUGGGUUGCAGAGAAACACCAGACACUGGCCAUGAAGACUCUCCGGGCACGAUUUAAGAAGACAGAGUUGCGGCUCAGCCCCACUGACCUCGGCUCCUGCCCGCCCUGCGGCCCCUGCCCCAUCCCGAAGCCUGCAGCCAGAGGCAGGCGCCAGAGCCAGGACUGGGGCAAAAGUGAUGAGCGGCUGCUGCAGGCUGUGGAGAACAAUGACGCCGCACGGGUGGCCUCCCUCAUCGUUCGCAAGGGGCUGGUGCCCACAAAGCUGGACUCCGAGGGCAAGUCCGCAUUCCACCUGGCGGCCAUGAGGGGUGCAGCCAGCUGUCUGGAGGUGAUGCUGGCACACGGCGCCAACGUCAUGAGCACAGACGGGGCAGGUUACAGUGCCCUCCAUCUGGCAGCCAAGUAUGGGCAACCACAGUGCUUAAAGCAACUGCUGCAGGCGUCCUGUGUGGUGGAUACUGUGGACAGCAGUGGGUGGACGGCCCUGCAUCACGCAGCGGCUGGUGGCUGCGUCUCCUGCUCAGAAAUGCUCUGCUCCUUCAAGGCAACUCUGAAUCCCCGAGAUCGGUUGGGCACAACACCCCUCAUCAUAGCGGCUCAGAUGUGUCACACAGACCUGUGCCGCCUCCUCCUGCAGCAGGGGGCUGCCGUGAAUGACCAGGACCUUCAGGGCAGGACGGCCCUGAUGCUGGCCUGUGAGGGGGCCAGCCCCGAAACUGUGGAGGUGCUGCUGCAGGGCGGGGCCCAGACAACCAUCACCGACGCGCUGGGCCAGGAUGCAGCUCACUACGGUUCCCUGGCGGGGGACAAACUCAUCCUGCAACUCCUGCAGGAGGCAGCUCAGCGCCCCUCACCACCCAGCGAGGAUGACUCAGGCGAGGCGUCUUCUCAGAACUCUGUGUCCAGCCAUGAAAAGCAAGGGGCUCCUAAGAAGCGAAAGGCACCUCAGCCCCCCGCCAGUGUCCCUAUGCCGGAUGAUCACGAGGCCUAUGAGGAGAUUGUGCGGCUGCGACAGGAGAGGGGCCGCCUGCUUCAGAAGAUCCGGGGCCUAGAGCAGCACCAGGAACGGAAAAAGCUGGAGCUGCCAGAGGCGGAGGCCAGCUCCCUUCACAGCCUGGAGAGACAGGUGCAAGAGCUACAGCAGCUACUGGCAGAGAAGCAGGAGGAGAAGGAGAGCCUGGGACGGGAGGUGGAAAGUUUGCAGAGCCGACUGUCCCUGCUGGAGAACGAGCGGGAAAACACCAGCUAUGAUGUGGCCACCUUGCAGGAUGAGGAGGGUGAGCUGCCUGACGUCCCAGGGGCCGAGGUGCUGCUCUCCAAGCUGCUCUCCAAGCGGCUAAGCCCGUCGGUCCAGGAGCUCUUGACCUCGCUGCAGGAACAGGUGGCCGCCCUCACCAGACAGAACGAGGAGCUGAUAGAGAAGGUCCAGAUCCUAGAGAGCUUUGAGAAGGAUGAGAUGGAGGCAAAUGGUGCAGCCGAGGUCAUCCCUCUGGCCCUCUACAACUCUCUCCGGGCUGAGUUUAACCAGCUGCGCAGGCAGCACGCUGAGGCCAAGCAGGCGCUGGAGCAGCAGGAGGUAGAGGGGACCCCGGGAGACGAGAAGGCAGCCCCUGGGGAGUGCAAGGACACAGGAGACAUGACCACCAGAAAUGGGCCAACAGAAAUGGAGCUUGAUGGCACCGUGGCUCCGGAAACCAAGGUGAAUGGAGUGGAGACCACAGACGAUGAGGAGGCUGCAGGCGUUGAAACUGCAGAAGACAGGACUUCGGAAGUAGCUUUCCUGGGGGCCGAGGCCACGGAAACAAAACCCUUGGACACCGAGGCCACAGAAACUGAGGGUGCAGAAGCUGGAGCCUUGGAAACUGAGGCCACAGAAACAAAAGCUCCAGAAGAAGAAGGAAGCCUGGAGACAGAGGCCAUGGGGGCAGAGGACACAGAUAUAAAAGCAGAGGAACCGGAAGUGAAGGUCAAUGGACUGGGUGUUGUGGAGGGAGAACUGGCAGGCACAGAGACCACGAACGAGGAGGCCACCUCCCCGAGUGUCCCCAAUGGCCCUGUCCUAUAUCCUGGUGCUGCCGAGGCCUCGGAAAAGCUGCAGACCGAGCUGGAGAGCAGGAUUCGUGGUUUGGAGGAGGUGCUCCGGCAGCGGGAGCAGGAGGCAGCCACGGAGCUGGAGGCAGCCCGUGGCAAGUUCGAGGCGGAGGGCAGCAGGGCUGGUGGGGGAGGCAGCGGUGACACGGUCCAGCUGCGGGCUGCCCUGGAGCAGGCCCGGGAGGACCUGCGAGACCGGGACUGUCGCCUCCGGGAGUUGGAGGCCACCUCGGCCUGGCUGAAUGAGGCCCGGGCCAGCCGGCUGCUGGCUGAGGAGGAGGCCCGGGGCCUGCGGGCGGAGCUGGCUCGGCGGGAGGAGGUGCGGUUGGAGCAGAUUCGGGAGCUGGAGGUGCUCCGGGAGCAGCUGGCCACCGCCAUGGCCACCGGUGAACAGCAGCGGGCAGCAGCCGCUGAGCUGUGCCACGCACGGGACAAGGCUGAGGCCCGGGCCGCUGAGCUGGCCGCGGCGUGCGAGGAGGCCCGGCAGGGCCUGGCAGAGCUGCGCGAGGCCUCCGAGGCGCUCCGCCACUCGGCAGUACCGGCCUCCGAGCAUCACCGGCUGCAGGAGGAAGCCCUUGAGUUGCGGGGCCGGGCAGCCAGCCUGGAGCAGGAGGUGGUGGCCAUCGGCAAGGAGGCGGCCCGGCUGCGGGCAGAGCUGGAGCGAGAGCGUGUGGGCAGCGUGGCCCGCUUGGAGCACGAGCGUAUAGUGGGUGCAUUGCAGGCCGAUGUGGCCCGGCUGGAGGGGCAGCUGGAGGAGCUGGGCCGCCGCCAUGAGAAGACCAGCGCUGAGGUCUUCCAGGUGCAGCGGGAAGCACUGUUCAUGAAGAGUGAACGACACGCAGCCGAGGCCCAGCUAGCCACAGCAGAGCAGCAGCUGCGGGGGCUACGUACCGAGGCGGAGCGGGCACGCCAGGCCCAGAGCCGCGCCCAGGAGGCCCUGGACAGGGCCAAGGAGAAGGACAGGAAGAUCACAGAGCUCUCCAAGGAGGUCUUCAGCCUUAAGGAGGCGCUGAAGGACCAGCCGGUUGCCCCAGGCAGCCCUGAGGUGGAGGCCCUCCGUGGCCAGGUGAAGGCUCUCCAGGGGCAGCUGGAGGAGGCUGCCAGGGAACACAGUGCAGUGGUGGCCUUGUAUAGGAGCCACCUCUUAUAUGCCAUUCAGGGCCAGAUGGAUGAAGACGUGCAACGGAUUCUGAGCCAGAUCCUACAGAUGCAAAGGCUGCAGGUUCAGGGCCGCUGAGCCUCAGAACACGGACCCUCUGCCCACCAGGCCCCACACAGGGGUGCCAGGGCUCUCGACUGACUGACCCUCUACACUAGGAAACCAACCUGCCCACCCUCUUACUGUCUCUGGCUGUCUGACCAUCGCUCUGGCCCUGACUGUGCCCCCAACCCCCACCGGAGAAUCUGUGAGUCCCUCUCCCAUCUCAUCACCAGACACCACCCCAGGAAUAAAAGCUCAUGGA